GUAUAAAAUGCUGUGCAAGUUACAUGAUUCACGCAAUACAAUCAUAUACAAGAUUAUUUCAGUGGAGUUUGGAUUAUUUUCAAUUUUAAAAGAUGUUUUGGUUAAUAUUUGGAGCUGUUGUUGCUUUAGUAGGUUUUAUUUAUUUUAACCAGAAGAAAAAUGAAGACUUCUGGAAAAAAAUUAUGGCAAUGCCCGGGCCCAAGGAUUUUCCGAUAGUGGGAACAGAAUAUAGUUUAGAUUCUGCAGAGCAAAUAUUUGAUAACGAGAGGAAGUAUCAUAAAUUGUAUGGUCCAAUAUUCAAAAGAUGGUCCUUCAAUUCGGCUUAUGUCAGUUUAUCUAAUCCCGAGGAUAUUGAGUUGCUACUUACUAAUAGCAAACAUCUUGAAAAAGACGACAGCUAUGAUUUUCUGCACACCUGGCUAGGCCAAGGGUUAUUAACUAACAGAGGAGAAAAAUGGCACAAAAGAAGGAAGAUCCUUACACCUGCCUUCCAUUUCAGCAUUUUGCAGGAUUUUGUAGAAAUAUUUAAUAAAGAAAUUAAUCAUCUUGUAACGAAUAUAAAAAAAUCUUACGAUAAACCAUACAUUGACGUCGUCAAACCAAUAACAGAAUUCACAUUAUACUCUAUUGGAGAGACAUCAUUUGGAAAAGAUUUGCGGGAUGAUCCAAAAUGUGAAGUAUACAAACAAGCUGUUUACGAUUUUGGAGAACAGUUUAUUUAUAGACUAAUGCGCCCGUGGCUCCAAUCCUCCUUGUUGUUCAAUUCGACUAAAGUUGGCAAACAAAGUCAAAAAACUGUCAGUACACUACAUAACUUCACCAAUAAUAUUAUUAGAGAGAGAUACAUAACUUUGGACAAGGAACAGGAUGUCCAAUUUGCCAAAAAGCGCUUAGGUCUGCUGGACUUAAUGAUUAAAGCAAAAUAUAAUGGAGCUGCUAUAGAUGAUAUAGGAAUUAGGGAGGAAGUAGAUACUUUUAUUUUUGCUGGACACGAUACCACAGCUGUAGCUUUAGGUCAUAUUUUGAUGAUCUUAGCAAAUGAACAGGAAACUCAGGAAGAAAUAUAUCAAGAAAUACAAGCAGUGGUCGAAGAUCCAAAUAAAUUAACUUAUGCAGAACUUGGGGAAAUGAAAUUUGUUGAAAGGUGUAUUAAAGAAGGCUUAAGACUAUAUCCAAGCGCCCAUAAUAUUUCAAGAAUAGCAGGAGAAGAUAUUCACACCAAAACUGGUUAUAUCAUUCCAAAGGGAUGUAGUGUGGAUAUAUCAAUUUAUGACCUACAUCGUAAUCCCGAGGUAUGGGAAAAUCCUGAAAAAUUCGAUCCUGACAGGUUUUUACCUGAGAAUAUAUCUAGCAGACACCCAUAUGCUUAUAUCCCGUUUAGUGCUGGUAGCAGAAAUUGUAUAGGUCAGAAAUAUGCCAUGUUGGAGUUGAAAGCAGCAGUUUGUGGACUGAUACAAAAUUUUAAGCUGGAUCCUGUUACAAAACCGUCAGACAUGAAAUUUAAGGCUGACAUUGUACUCAGAGCAGUCAAUGAAAUUAGAGUUAAGUUUGUUCCUAGAAAAUAGUCUUUGAAUAGUAUUUACAUAAAAUGUGUAUGUCUGUGUGUAAAGCCUUGUCUCUUAACAUUUUUCGAAAUAUUUGUUUAUUUUUAGUAUAAUGUAUGAACUAGGUACCUAAAAUAAAAAUAUUGUAACGAAUACGGUUAUUUCGGCCCUACUCCGAAUAACGGUUCCAACUCGACAUACCGGCAUACUCUAGAGACAUCCACCGACGAACAGCCGACGCGCGACGUAUGAGAAGCGGCCAAGCCAUGCGAUGACUAGAGGUGAGGGGAUCAUUCUCGAAUUUUCGAGAAAUAACGUAUUAUAAUAUAAAUAGGAACACUGUUGUUAGUAGAGUUAGUUAUUAAGAUAAUUAGGUAGUACGAACUGUACAUUUCUAAAAUAAAUAGUUUUAUAUAAAUUCA
This is a messenger RNA of Diabrotica virgifera virgifera (western corn rootworm), 1966 nucleotides long. Its product is annotated as cytochrome P450 4C1-like. The transcript has 8 exons. Gene Ontology annotation, molecular function: oxidoreductase activity, acting on paired donors, with incorporation or reduction of molecular oxygen; iron ion binding; monooxygenase activity. The coding region runs from base 93 to 1565 and encodes 490 amino acids. The record is from RefSeq and is a predicted model, not a curated record. Lineage: Eukaryota; Metazoa; Arthropoda; Insecta; Coleoptera; Chrysomelidae.